CUCCCUCCCUCCCUCCUUCCCUCCCUCUUUUUUCCCCCUCCCAAGGCCUCCACGCUACAAGUAAAAGCAAAAAUCGGAAGAGAUCCAGUCAUCCCGAGUCAUCUUUCAUCUACGACAAUCUCGUGGUGCCAUCGUUUGCAGUGUACGCAGGACGUUGUUUCGGUGUCCAUCAGCUUCUGUGAGGCGGUUGACGCGCACAAAUGAACAAGGUGACGCGAGGCUGCACUUGAAUUCACUCAGCCAAGGUCGCCGUGGCACGUGUGUUGUGUGAUUGCAGGUUCCCAAAGGUUCGCUGCCUCCGCUGCCUAACGUCAUUUAUGUGACGGGCCUGCUCGAGCAGACGCACGAGCUGACCGAGAAGCUGCGCAGCUUCUUGACGCGCGGUGUGCGGGACGCCAAGCAGGCCCUGGAGACCAGGGACUACGACAAAGUGCAGACGUUGCUGGAUGAGCUCAAAGACGGUCAGCCACCCACCCAGACAAACAAACACCACGCUCACCUUGAUGUGCUGCUAUGUGCUGUGCUGUGUGUGUUGCGUGUGUGCGGUUGUAGGGAUGCCAGAGAAGUGGCACCGAUUGGUCCGGCAGGUAGAGAUGGUGUCGCACGAGCUGGCCGAGCAGCGCAGCGGGAAGGGCUACCCCUCCGAGAUGCCGCCCAAGGUGGAGGUGCCCAUACCGGUCGGCGGGCGCAAGAAGAUGCUCGGGUGGAAAGUGGGUCUGCCCAACCCAAAACCUGUUGAAUGAGCUGACCUGAGCCGGGUCAGUUGCUGCUGUGAUGUGAGCGGUCUGUCACAGUGAUCUUGCGGAUCUCUGCGUCAAUGCACCUCAAUGGGUCUGGGCAUGAGAUUUAUCUUUCCGGGAUUCAUGUCAAGAUUGACAUUUCCCUCCCUUCCGCCAGCAAGUCGGUCAUCAGGUGAAUGACUGACUGACUGACUGAAUGAAUGGACGCCAAUAGAAUGGAUGGACGUCUGCACUACUGACAUUUCCUUGCGGCCCUCGCCUUCACACGUUACACACAAAGUCCUCUUCGUGCCUCUUGCGCCUAGGACAUUGCGUGAAACCGCUCGUGAAUCCAAAUUGGCUGAUGAAGCGUGCUGCAGCCGCUGCGCCAUCCAGCAGACGUGGCAAGGCGCCGCGCCGUGAUAGUAGCCGGCCGGAGGUGUCAUCAGCAGCUGCUGCUCGUGGUCCCUUCGACGCGGCUGAGUAUCGUCCCGGCGGCAGCUUCGGCACAUCGCAGCUUCGGUUUGGCACGUCAGGAUACCACUUCGGUACGCUCUGCAUGCAUCGGCGCGGACACACAAACAGACAACAAGGAUGGACAGCGCACCCGGUCCGGCAGAUCUACGGGCUUGAUCAUUGUGCUGCAUGCGCUGGUGUGUGCAGAGCACUGGUGUGGGACGUACUACCCCGACAAUCUCAAGAAGAAGCCCAAAGAGCAGUUCAAAUGGUGAGGCAUUCUCUCUCUCUCGCUGGUGUGCGCCUGCACUGACCUGCCUCUCUUUGUGUAUGCAAACAGGUAUGCGGCCGAGUUCGAUUGUGUGGAGAUCAACGCCACCUUCUACACGAUCCCUGAAGCCUCGCAGUGGCGCAACUGGAAGGUGUGGACGGGCUCACGGGCAGACACCGUGGCUGUGCUGGUGUGUGUCACCUGUCUGUCUGUCUGUCCGUCCGUCUGUCUGUCUGUCGUGCAGGCCUCUGCACCCCGGGAGUCGUUCAUGUACAUCAUCAAGGCCAACAAGGUCUGUCAAUCGACUCACACAGAGACCGAGCCGACCUGACGCAUACGUAUGAGUGUGUGUGUUCUGCAGUACUUCACCCACCAGAAGAAGUUGAUAGCCGACGAGGCCUUCACGGAGAGGUGGGAGACCUUCUACAGCCGCUGCCAGCUGCUGGGCGACCACCUGGGGCCCAUCCUGUUCCAACUGCCGCCCGCAUUCAAGUGCAACGCCCAGCGACUUGCCGACCUGGCCACCGUUCUGCCCAAAGACGGUAGGCACGCGAGCUGCAGACACUUGACACACCCACACACACAAUGACCUAUGUCUGUGUGUGUGUUUGGUGUUUUGUGUGCAGGUCGUUUCGUGUUUGAGUUUCGCCAUCCGUCGUGGUUUUGCGAGGAGGUGUACAGCGUGCUGCGGGCCAACGACUGGUGCCUGGCGCAGAUUCACCUUCACAACUGCAGCGAGGGCGGCGGGGGCAAAAUGUGGGCCGGCGACAUGCAGAGCGGUGGGUCCUUCGCCCAGCCAUGCACACCAUUCAGCCACCCACGUCAUCCUCUGUGUCGAUGUGUGUGUCAGGGUGGCACCCGAAGCGCGAGGAGCACUCGUGCUGCUCGUGGGGGCUCUAUUACCGCCUGCACGGGCCGAGCGGCCAGUACAUCGGCAGCUACGACGCACAGGAGAUGCAGGCAGUAGCGAUGGAGAUGCUCGCCUUCACGUCUGGCCAGGGCCAGGAGAGCACCACCCAGCGGCGGGCCUUCUGCCUCUUCAACAACACCGACGCCGGCACGCCGCCCGGCGCCAUAAGCGACUGCCGCACCGUGGCUCACUUCUGCGCCAACCCUGGUAUGUUGGAUGGAUGGAUGGAUGGAUGUGUCUUAUGUGUCCUGUGUGUCAUUUGUGCAGGUCAGUUGGGUUAGCGUUAGUGGUUGGCCUCCCACCUAGCAGAGCACACGGCCGAUUGAGAGGUCAGAUAUAUAGAGGGAGGAGUGACGACCGGUCUGACACACAAACAAGGGAGACAGACAGUUGCGGGGACCUGAUGGAGGGGCUCUGGGCUGACUGGGUGCGCCAUAGUAGAGGCGGCCGGGCGGGGACGGAGGGAGAGGGGUGUCGACUGGCUUGUGUGUGUAUAUCUAUCCGUAUUUGUUGUCGUCUGUAGAGAAAGCAAGGUGGCAUUAUGUGGGUGGGGGGUGUGUGGAGGCUGACACACCUCACAAAUGGUCGGCCGUAUGUACCUCUUUAUUCCCGUGUGCCUUGAUGUAUGGUAUGUGGGUAUGUUUGCAAUGGACCUCACACCACAUACUGAUGAGUGGCUUGAAUGCGGUCUGUCU
This is a messenger RNA of Vitrella brassicaformis, 3051 nucleotides long. Lineage: Eukaryota; Vitrellaceae. The record is from the annotation of a GenBank genome assembly.